GUGUUAGGGCAGUGUAGGUUUCUGAACAACUUGUAUUGUUUUUCCAAAUAAUUGUAUGCUUAAUUUUGAAUAGUCUUGGAAAAUAGGACAUUUUCAGACUUCAUACCGGAAACGACAUCUGCAACUCUCGAGAGCAUCGGCUGCCUCGCAUUCGUGUUGUUCGCCAUGUUUUUGUCACAUGGACCGCCAAAGUGCCGUAAUGGCUGUUCUUGACCCGAAUGAAACGAAACAGUUUUAGGGCCGUGUUCGAGAGAACGUGGACCAAAGUCUGCCAAAUGGUUAUGACCACAGACUUACCCUGCACUGGAAACAUGGAUCAAAACCAAACGAAAACCGAUGCGCCCUUUGUGGGAAACAAAUUGGCGACGGGUUCUGCUAGCUCGCGAUCGGAACGGCAGGUUACCCGCGUUUUGCGAUCGAAAUCUUCGAUGGCUCUGAAAAAUGGCAGCAGUAGCAGUGAUACACAGAAAGAGCAACUACAACCCAGCACUGAUGUGCCGUUAGUUAAGCCGUCGGAGCCAGAAAUCGCUUGUGACGGUAGCAACCAUAAGAUGGACGUUGUCGGUGAAUUAACUCAGUUACGGCAACUUUUGUUACUGCAUUUGGAGCUCAUUCAACAACAACAGGAACAAUUGCAGAUGAAGGAUCGAGAGAUUAAUAAACUAAAAGAAGACAAGGAACAGAAAUACUUUUUAAUACCAGGCCAAGGCAAUUAUAAUAUAUCAGGUACACCCUCUGGUGACAAAUCUAUUUUUUUAUUUUCAGUUCCUACUUGGCAAGUAAAUGAAAUAGCAGCAGUCAGAACAGGGAAUUCAAAAUCAUUAAAAUUAGCAGGAUCAUCAUCAUCAUCAUCAGAGAACAAUGAGAGUAUUGACGAUGAUGUAUUUGCAAAAAGGCAUAUGAAACAUGAAGUUGAGGAGAGGAGAAGAAAAAGAUGGGAUAUUCAACACAUGCGUGCAAUGCAAGCGCAUCAAAAUCUUGAAAAGAAAAGUAGAGACAGAGAAGAAGCACGACUGAAAGGGAAAAGAUCUGGAUGUAAAGAUGAGGACUGCAAAAAUAUUGAAUCAUUCCUUCCACCUCCCGAAGAUGUGAUGGCAGUUGAAGUUUCUGACACAGUUCCUGUAGUAGCCUUUGGGUUUCCUGUUCCCUUAUUUCAAGAAAGAGAAUUUGAGAUCCCAUGGUUUAGUCUUGAUAAGAGAGAACUCCUCGAAAGGAAAGGCAAAGUUAGACCAGGGAGAAGUCGAGGGAAACUUCGUGGUCGACGGAAGGGAUAUUGAAAGAGAUGUUGAAUUUGAUGGUGAAAUCUUGGCUGAACAACUCACGAAAAAAUGAUUUUACCUUUUUCUUUUCAGUUUUUCGCUAGAGAUAAUAUUACUAAUGAAUACCAAGCACAAAACGUUGUAGUAUUUUAAUUUUUAUAAACAGAAUUUAAGCCAACAAUCUCAAAGGAUCUAUGAAGUAUUGAAUCUAUACUUUGCUUUCAGCAAUUUUCCCAAGUGUCGUGUACUUUGGAAAUGUUCGGGUUAAAGUUGAAGUAUAUUAGUAGGUAGGAUAAUCUACCUACAAUGGUUAGAAAUCCCAAAAGGUUACAAGAUUCUUUUGCUAGUGGCCUUUUUAAUUGGACAUUUGAGUCUUACAGACAACUGUUUCUCUUUCCUUUUUUUGUUUUUACCCUUGUGGUUAAAAUGUAGUUUUUACAAUUUGUUUUUGCAUUCAUUUUUCCAAUGUCAGUUUCUGUAUAUUCCUGUAAAAAAAAGUUUGUUCACACAGCUUCUUCAUCUGACUUUAAUCCUUGUAAGUUGAGUUUGUUGUAUAAAAAUUACUUUGGAUAGUCACUUGAAACCAGAAAAACUCCUGUCAUUUUAUAGAAAUCGACUUACUCCUAAAAAUAUUUUGUUUAGUUUAAGGUGGAUUGAAAUAAGCAGGUAUUAACACAGUUAAGAUAUUAUACAGGCUUAAAGAGAUUGAAGUCUAUUUUGUCCAAUUUUCGCAACUUUCAAACAGCAUAAAAGUAGAACAUGUAGAAACCUACUCAAUGUGAAACUGAAAUAUUUCAUUGUUAAAAACAUCUGAUUUGAUUAAAGAAAUAAAGCAAAAAGGAAAACAGUAA
Molecule: messenger RNA, 2110 nt
Organism: Pocillopora damicornis (cauliflower coral)
Lineage: Eukaryota; Metazoa; Cnidaria; Anthozoa; Scleractinia; Pocilloporidae
Product: male-specific lethal 1-like 1
Cellular component (GO): MSL complex
Molecular function (GO): chromatin binding
Source: RefSeq, a predicted model, not a curated record